Molecule: messenger RNA, 1394 nt
Organism: Scleropages formosus (Asian bonytongue)
Lineage: Eukaryota; Metazoa; Chordata; Actinopteri; Osteoglossiformes; Osteoglossidae
Gene: rexo2
Product: small fragment nuclease
Exons: 7
Coding region: 13-879 (288 amino acids)
Cellular component (GO): mitochondrion
Molecular function (GO): nucleic acid binding; 3'-5'-RNA exonuclease activity
Source: RefSeq, a predicted model, not a curated record
AUACGGCCAGGGAUGCCGGCGCGCACAGCAGCAGCGGCGUGGCUCACGAGGAGCGUACUCCGGCGCGCGGCCACCGUUCCGUGCGUGCGUCCACCUAGAGCGUCGGCACUGCCCGCGGACCGAACGCGCCCCCUGACGGCCGGUGAGCGGCGCUGCAGCUGGAAGUUCCCCGCGUUGUCGGCGGCUUUGGUGGCUCCUCUCGCUCCGUGCGGCCCGAGACCCUCGCGCGCCCUCCACGCCUGCGACAUGACGUCUGCGUCGGCCAACGCGAGCGAAGACAUGACCCAGAGGAUGGUGUGGGUCGACCUGGAGAUGACUGGGCUCAACAUAGAGAAGGACCAGAUCAUCGAGAUGGCCUGCAUCAUCACAGACCCGGACCUCAACAUCGUGGCAGAGGGUCCCAACCUCAUAGUCAACCAAUCGGACGAGCUCCUGGAUGGGAUGUCCGAGUGGUGCAAGGAGCAUCACGGGAAGUCGGGCCUGACGCAGGCGGUGCGAGACAGCAGGAUCAGUCUACAGCAGGCUGAGUACGAGUUCCUGUCCUUCGUCAGACAGCACACCCCGCCGGGACACUGUCCGCUAGCAGGUAACUCUGUACACGCUGACAAGAAGUUCUUGGACAAGUAUAUGCCCCAGCUGAUGCGUCACCUGCACUACCGCAUCAUCGACGUGAGCACCGUGAAGGAGCUGUGCAGACGCUGGUUUCCAGAAGAGUACAAGCUGGCUCCUCAGAAAAAAGCAUCGCACAGAGCGCUGGACGACAUCAGGGAAAGCAUUAAAGAGCUGCAGUUCUACAAGACCAACGUCUUCAAAGCUCAGGCGGAGGAAAAGAAACGUAAAAUUGUGGAAAAUGGGGAGAACGGCAAAUGUGUGAGAUAAGUGUGUGUGUGUGUGUCAGUGAAAGAGAGAGACCGCAAAUACGGAUAGUCAGUUCAACAGCCAAGGGAACGCCAAUCAGUGUCCGGGACCCAUUCCUUCAUCGCUUCCGUGGCGAUGGUAGUGUCCUUGUUUUCGAACGUUUUUGUUUCUUCGGGGGGUUCUCCUUGAAAUGACCAAGAGGAACACCGUCAGCAGUCGAGCUGGACUGUUCUUCAGCAUGGAGCACGCAUGCUUUUCUUUUGAUUUCUGUCAUGAAUUAAAAGUAAAUAAAACAAUAUUAUCUCUAUUCUAAGCACAUUUUCUCUUUCCGGCGACCCGGCAGAGACUCCUUGUGGCUUUGGCUGUGUUUUCUUUAAAUUUUCUUUUUUCGUUCCCGAAGUUGAUCUUUCGAGGCUGACGUGGAAAGUGUGAGCUGUUUUUAGCACAGACAUGUUUGAGCGACUUAGCCAUUAAUGUAUUUAGGAAAAAAAUAUUACAUUUAAGUUUGCAUUGAAUACUGUGAAAUCCUACCAAUA